CAUAGAGGAGGAGGGAUCGCCCCCAUAGCGCGCAGCAUGAACGCUCCGCGGCAAAAGGAUGUGUGAACAAGCAGCGCGCUACUGCAGGGACGGUGUCCAAAAACUGCUCCACAAAGAACAAGCCAAACUCCGGGCACAGGACAGCAAAGACCAGCCCAAACCCGGGGCUCAGGACAGCGAGACAGCGACGGCUGCACAGUCCGGAAACAGCGGUUCUCAGCCCGGUGGAAUUGACGGGCUCGUCCGCUGGAUAGUCACCAAGAUGAGCGACAAUAAAAGCAUCUCUACUCGGGAAUAUGUGAAGGAGGAGGCGGCAGUGGCUCAGGAGCAGUUCUUUGCGCCGGAGCCCCGAAAGGGCAUCUCUGUCAUUUUGGACAUUUUCCGGAGAGCUGAUAAGGAUGAUGAUGGAAAACUCUCCCUUGAUGAGUUCCAGGCUUUCUUCUCUGAUGGGACUCUGAAUGAAGAGGAGUUGGAAAAACUGUUUCACACCAUUGACUCUGAUAACACCAGUAAUGUCGACACCAAGGAACUAUGUGACUACUUUGCCAACCACAUGGGAGAUUAUGAAGGUGUGCUGGCCUCCCUAGAGACACUCAACCUGGCGAUUCUCAAAGCCAUGGACUUCACCAAGAAGGUAUAUGAACGUGGAACUAAUGUUGAGCAGUUUGUGACCCGAUUCCUGUUGAAGGAAUCAGCCAAUCAGAUCCAGUCUCUGCUGAACUCUGUAGAGAGUGCUGUGGAUGCCAUUGAUGAGCAGCAUUCAUCAGUGGGAUCCUACCCCAGUAAGACCAGCCCACGCGUCCCAGAUAGGCGCUAUGAGGCCCCGGUGCCAGAUUAUCCUCCCAACAACAGAGUCAGUGCAAAGGAGAGCAUGAGGAACAUCAACACGGGUGCAGGAGCUGUGGAGGUGAGGAAAGAAGGACUCGAGGCACAGAUCAACCGACUGGCUGAGCUGAUUGGACGUCUGGAGAACAAGACAGUUUGGUUUGACCUACAUCAGCGACUAACAGACACUGAUGGCACAACUAGCGCAUCCCUCUACCUGAUCCGCCAGGAGAUGAAUGUUUCCCAGAAGCAGCUGGGAGAGUUCUGCGAGGCCCUGAAACAAUACCUGAAGAAUGUGUCUACUCAGAGAGACUGUUUCCAUGUGACGGCUGUGCGGCUGCCUGACGGCCUUUCCUUUGUGGUGUACGAGUUCUGGGACGGAGAGGAGGAGUGGAAGAGGCACCUUCAGACUGCAGCUUGCAAGGCCUUCCAGCAUGUCAAAGUGGAUACUCUAUGCCAGCCCGAGGCUGUGUCCUCUGUUGCUGUGCCUGCCGCAUGGUGCAGCCUGAACAAAGACUGAGAAGCGAGCCAGUCUGCGGGUGGAACGGUCCCGCCUUAUGCCUGAAACCCCUCUUCUUCUCCACUUCCCCCUCUCUAUCCCUGUCACAGUCCCUGCUAUCUUAACUACCCCCCUUUCAGCGCUCUCCCCACUCUGUCUCCUUCUCUUUUAUAAUUACUUGUUUACACAGUAUCCAUUUGAUAUUGAGCCAAAAGUAGUGUCGGCUGCAGAGAACGCCGGACACAGUACCAGUUCCCUCUUCACUUCCAUUGCAACGUACAGAGACAACACUAAAACUCCCCAAAGCAUUUGGGAACCUCACCUGGUUGAUUCGCAUUUGCAUUUGAAAUAUCAACUUGCAUAAACAGUCUCUUCUAACUAAAUGAGGCUGAUUAAUAUUUCAUC
Rhinichthys klamathensis goyatoka is the source of this 1729-nucleotide messenger RNA. It is a transcript of the gene necab2, whose product is annotated as N-terminal EF-hand calcium binding protein 2. Gene Ontology annotation, cellular component: cytoplasm. The record is from RefSeq and is a predicted model, not a curated record. The transcript has 13 exons. Gene Ontology annotation, molecular function: calcium ion binding. The coding region runs from base 59 to 1345 and encodes 428 amino acids. Lineage: Eukaryota; Metazoa; Chordata; Actinopteri; Cypriniformes; Leuciscidae. Gene Ontology annotation, biological process: regulation of amyloid precursor protein biosynthetic process.